Pomacea canaliculata is the source of this 2035-nucleotide messenger RNA. RefSeq lists its product as uncharacterized. The transcript is spliced from 2 exons. Bases 537 to 1718 code for a protein of 393 amino acids. NCBI's taxonomy places the organism in Eukaryota, Metazoa, Mollusca, Gastropoda, Architaenioglossa, Ampullariidae. The record is from RefSeq and is a predicted model, not a curated record.
GACUGUGACGUCAAUUGUCACUGGUGGCAGAGCGCCAGACAUGUUUUCACCAAGAAUGAUCUCGUGUAGACAACUCCUCAACACAAGCAGACUCCGAUGGGCAGGGAGGACAAGGUGAGACAAGUGAGCGUUUGUCACGCGCUCACGGUGCACGCAGGCGAAGCUCCGACAGCCCCACCAUUCCAUCCCAAAUCCAUCACCUUCAGGGAUGAACCAUGACCUAACACGUGACGUCGCAUAUUUCCCUCCCAAGAACAAGUCAGCAGAGAUCUUGGGAUAAGGACACUCACUCAGCAUUCAUCACUUUCCAUUGGCUGCUUUCGUUGCUGCACACGGUGAUCACGGUCUUCUAUCAGCAUCAGUCGUCACGGGGUAAUUAACGUCCGGGUCACAGAGAAGAAACUGAAGGUGGAACUUCCAGAUAAGAAAGAAAAAAAUCGUGCUUCAGCUUGAUCUGAUCAGACACCUUCCAUCACGAUUCGAAUUGGUGUAUAUAUGUAUAUGUUGGGGGAUAGACAUCCUUCGCAGCAAUAUCAAUGAACAACUCUGAUUAUGUCCCAACCGAUGCUCAGCUCAUGAUGGUGGACAUCACACACUUGCUGCUAGGCAUCUUGCAGCUGAUGCUCAACAUAUGCGUGGUGGUGACCAUGUGGCAGCCCAGCCAGAUCGUCAUGCCCUUGUGCCACAUCUGCAUCUUCCACGCCGCCAUCUUUAUCCUGAUUGGUUUGUUCCGCAUCCAUGACGCCUUCAGCAGCCUCAUCAGCCAUCAACAGAGUGGCUAUCUUUGUCAUUUCCGCGUCAUCAGCAUAGUGUUCUUCAAGGUCAUGGCUCAGUGGAACGUGCUGUUGAUGCUAUCGUGCAGUAUCUUGAUGGUGCUCCCAGGCCGCCCUUUCAUGUACGUCUUCGUCUCCACCAAAUAUUUUCUCAUUCUCACGCUAGUCAAUGAACUAUUUUCGGGUAUCACCGUCUUCCUCAUCUUUUUCUUCGGCACGACACAAAUCGCAAGACACAAUUGCGAGAUAAUCGUUGUCUAUUCCGCAGAGGCAAGAGGGUAUAUACAGGGCAUGGCGUUCCUGAUGAUGAUCUUUCUGUGCUCCGUCCGCUUGUGGCGUCACUUCCGCGGGUCUUGUCCUGUCAGUCCAGACUGCAUCGACUAUGAGCUCCAAGAUAAACAUUUUUCUGCUGCCUCUUAUACCCUCCUGAUAUACUCGAUCUUCUUCUUGGUCUUUGCAAUACCGAGGAACAUGGCUAACAUGAACAAGAUCUUGAGCAACCAUGUCACGGCCUUCUGGUAUCAUUUUGAGGAAACGUCUGAGAUUACCUGGACGCUAAGCGGAGUCGUUCUGUUCCCGAUCUGUUUUGUCCGUCACCAUGAAAUACAGAAAAACUUCUAUUCCAUGAUCUGCUUCAAGUGCAUGAUGUUCAACAAUGUGUUUCAUGAAGAGGUGGACGACAGAUAUAGACGAGUCACGUUGCUUCGAGAAGUAGUGGUUGACCCCGUUCGCAGGGAUAAACUGAGGGCGAGUCUUCAGCUCGCCGGCAACAAGCGGAUGUCCAACGCUUACAUGUCUAAUUCCAUAGCACGAGCAGCAACAAGAACUUCUCUGAGUGCUCCUGGACACAGACCCACCUUGGACAAUUCGGCAGAGAAGGAGACCGUUGGCGAAGACAAUGACGUCAUCCAAAGAUCCGCUAGAGUCGUUUCUUUUGACACAUAGGUACAACCCUCCACCUGCGGGUCCCAACAUACAGUAUUCAUCUGAAUGCUGAAUCUUCAGUGAAAAGGAUUCACUGCUAGAAUAGGAGGAGUCAUUGUUGUCUCAGUUUCUUUUCAUCUUACAAUGUGUUCACGAAGACUGGUCAUCCAUGGGGCGUUUAGCGACAGUUAUACUGGUCAUUGUGACGUUACAUCGUGUUUGUGUGUAAGUGUGUGUGAGAGAGAGAGAGAGUGGAAUAGUUUCACGUGAGCGCUCAACUGUCGGUUUCGCAAUGGAUGACAGCGAUUGCUUAUGUUUUGAUAAAUAUUUCAGUUUCA